Messenger RNA from Anneissia japonica, 1562 nucleotides. RefSeq lists its product as uncharacterized. The coding region runs from base 90 to 731 and encodes 213 amino acids. The record is from RefSeq and is a predicted model, not a curated record. NCBI's taxonomy places the organism in Eukaryota, Metazoa, Echinodermata, Crinoidea, Comatulida, Comatulidae. The transcript is spliced from 2 exons.
CUGAAGUUUGAUUAGGACAUACUCUUAAGGUUCUACAAUAGCACGUUUGACAGAACUUGUUCUUUUUCUCUCUCUUACAUACUUGAAAAAUGAAUUCAAAUUUUAAAAUUUGGGGAGUAUUCCUGAUGUUGAUGAUAGUUGAACAGAAGACCACAUUAAGUGAUAACACCAAAGUUUCUUCAAAUUCAACAACCAAACUUCCUUCUAAUUCGACGGCCAAUGAAAACAAUGAUAGUGGUGACAGCAUUAUCAUCCUGGUUGUUUUUGCAACGACAUCAAUUUUCUCACUAACUUUAUUUGUUGUAUUUUUUAUGGUGUGCUGCCUCAAAAAUUGCAACAACAAGCGACAGUUAAACAUACAGGGAUUAAACAGCUCAACUCUCAAAACCAGAGCAUUUAAAAUGUACCACAAUGAGCUGAUCCCCAAGAAGAACAACAGUAAAGAUGAUAACACUGCUGAUCACGUAUACGAGGACCCAAAGCUUAUGAAGCUUGAAGAAGAGUACAUGUACGCAGACCAAAAUGUCCUGGAGCUCAUGAAAAACUAUGAGAAAACAGUGUUGCAAGAAUCGACCUCUGUGGGUACCAAGGAGAAACUCUCCCUUGGAAAACCACUUUCAAAAGAAAAGACGUCAAUUCAGAAAGAAAAUGAAUACUAUGUAAAUGGAAUGUUGUCCCUGAAAAGAACGACUAAAAAUAAGGAUAAACAAAAUAAAGCUAAAAAGAAAUAGAAAGUCCAUUUACUUUUUUAAUAAGUGUUGUUUUGUGACAAAAUGAGUCUUGUUGAACGCUAGGUCAAUUUGAUAUACCGGUAUUCAAGAAUAUGAAGUGAUAUUUUGAUAAAAAUUUGGUUUCAAUGUUUUAAAUAAAUCCAAUAUGAUCUUACCACGGUUGUACUCAAGCAAGGGACCCGAUUCUGAGAAUAAAAUAAAGCUUAUCCAUCUAUGUAAACAGAUCGAUAACUCAUUCUUCAUUUUUUGUACAAGACUCACUUUGUCAUGACAGCUCACAUAUAAUUGAAUGCUAAAAGCUAGCUAAUAUAAUCCACUCCAGGCUUGACAUUACCUGACAUUUAACCUCAGCAAUCUCUAUAAUUUAUAAAAACUGUUCUAUUUUAUUAAGGAUCUUUAGAGAAGGGCAAAAAAAAAAAUUAAGAAAUUUUUUUUUGUCAUUUAGCAAAUUGGAUUUGCCAAUUAGGUGGACGAGGAAAUAAAAAUAAAAUUUAAUGAAGAAAUAAAAAUAGUGAGCAGGUGUGAAAAAAAUAGAUUCUCACACAAAAUGUUAUCAUGGUCAUAAAGAAUAAUGGUACAAUGUAAACAGUAAUGGCAAAACAUUUUAAAUACCUUCUUUAACAAACUUAUAUUCAUUAUUUUAAAGAACAUCUGAGGAUGCUAGACAAAAAAUAAAAAUAAAAUUUUGUUUUCUUACUUUGUGAAAAUGAUUUUGCAAAAACUUCUAGGUGCAGAAGAAAAUAAAAAUUGAAUUAUAUUGAUAAAUGUAGUAAUGAUUGAUUGAUAAAUGCUUUAAUUUAUAUAAUCAAGAAAUAUACGUAAUUUAUUUUG